Molecule: messenger RNA, 3909 nt
Organism: Pelodiscus sinensis (Chinese soft-shelled turtle)
Lineage: Eukaryota; Metazoa; Chordata; Testudines; Trionychidae
Gene: DHTKD1
Product: dehydrogenase E1 and transketolase domain containing 1
Molecular function (GO): thiamine pyrophosphate binding; oxidoreductase activity, acting on the aldehyde or oxo group of donors, disulfide as acceptor
Source: RefSeq, a predicted model, not a curated record
UCCUCGCUGAGGGCGAGGGCUGUGGCGGCGAGGAGCCUGCGGCUGGCCGGCCGGGCCUGGCCGCUGCAGCGCUGGUACCGCACGGAGCGGGGAGUGUACGGCUACAAGCCUCGCAAGGCGGAGAGCGGGGAGGCCUCGGAGGCGGAGAGCGGGGAGGCCUCGGAGCCGAGCAGGGUCUGCGCGGGCGGCAGAGCAGUUGAUCAUGGGCUUGCUCGUUUAGUAACUGCAUACUGUGAACAUGGCCACAAAGCUGCCAAAAUUAAUCCCUUGUUUGCUGGCCAAGCUGUGAUGGAUAUGGUACCUGAAAUUCGAGUGCUGACAGAAGUGCUUCAGGGACCUUUCAAUAUUACAGGGCUCCUGAACAUGGGAAAGGAAGAGGCUUCUUUAGAGGAUGUGUUGAGUUACCUUGACCAUGUGUAUUGUGGACAUAUUUCUAUAGAAACUAGUCAGCUGCCAAGCUUGGAGGAAAGAGAAUGGUUUCCUAAAAGAUUUGAGCAAUUAAAACAAGAGUUGUUUACGACAGAAGAGCGAAAGCAUUUGUGUAAGCUGAUGCUAGAAUCUCAGGAGUUUGACCGCUUCUUGGCCACCAAGUUCUCCACAGUGAAACGGUACAGUGGUGAAGGAGCAGAGAGCAUGAUGGGUUUUUUCCACGAGUUGUUAAAGAUGUGUGUGUACAGUGGCGUGACAGAUAUCAUUCUUGGAAUGCCUCAUCGAGGAAGGCUUAAUCUCCUCACUGGGCUGCUUCAGUUUCCACCUGAGCUGAUGUUCCGUAAAAUGCGUGGCUUAAGUGAGUUUCCUGAGAAUUCACCAGCGAUUGGGGAUGUUCUGUCCCAUCUGACAUCCUCUGUAGAUCUGGACUUUGGUUCGCACCGCCCUCUGCAUGUCACUAUGUUGCCUAAUCCAUCACAUCUUGAAGCAAUUAAUCCUGUGGCUGUUGGCAAAACACGUGGAAGGCAACAGUCUCUUCUUGAGGGAGAUUACUCGCCAGACAGCACUGCACAACCUGGAGACAAAGUCAUCUGCUUGCAGGUGCAUGGUGAUGCUGCUUUCUCUGGUCAAGGGAUUGUUCCUGAAACAUUGACGCUCUCUAAUCUCCCACAUUUCAGAGUUGGUGGAAGCAUCCAUUUGAUUGUUAAUAACCAGCUAGGUUACACCACUCCUCCAGACCGAGGAAGAUCAUCACUAUACUGUAGUGAUAUUGGCAAAAUAGUUGGAUGUGCAAUUAUCCAUGUGAAUGGUGACGACGCUGAAGAAGUUGUCAGAGCAACGCGAUUGGCUGUUGAAUACCAGCGCCGCUUCCGCAGGGAUGUGAUUGUAGACUUGCUGUGCUACAGACAAUGGGGUCACAAUGAACUUGAUGAGCCAUUCUUCACCAACCCCAGCAUGUAUAAAAUCAUCCGAUCCCGUAAGAGUGUCCCAGACAUGUAUGCAGAGCGUCUAAUGGCCAGUGGGCUUGUGACUGAGGACGAGGUAUUGGAGAUAAAGACUUCAUAUUAUUCCAAGCUGAAUGAUCAUCUAGCCAACAUGAUGAUGUAUAGCCCCCCUUCAACCAACCUGCAAGCUCACUGGAGUGGCAUGGUGGAACCAUCUGCUAGGAUCACCACUUGGGAUACAGGGCUGCCUGUGCCACUCUUACAGUUUAUCAGCAUCAAGUCUGUGGAGGUACCUGAAGAGCUUCGGAUGCACAGUCAUCUUCUGAGGACACAUGUACAGGCAAGAAUACAGAAGGUGGAAGAAGGAACAAAGUUGGACUGGUCUACGGCUGAAACAUUAGCUUUUGGUUCACUACUUAGCCAAGGGUUUAGUAUCCGACUAAGCGGACAGGAUGUUGGCAGAGGAACUUUCAGCCAACGGCAUGCAAUGUUGGUUUGCCAAGAGACAGACGAAACCUAUAUCCCACUGAAUCACAUGUCUCCAGAUCAAAAAGGCUUCCUAGAGGUGAGCAACAGCCCCCUGUCUGAAGAAGCUGUGCUUGGAUUUGAGUAUGGAAUGAGUAUUGAAAGCCCCAAGUUACUGCCAAUUUGGGAGGCUCAGUUUGGUGAUUUCUUUAAUGGAGCCCAGAUAAUAUUUGACACUUUCAUCUCUGGAGGUGAAGCUAAAUGGCUGCUGCAGAGCGGGAUAGUCAUUCUUCUUCCCCAUGGCUAUGAUGGUGCAGGCCCUGAACACUCUUCCUGCCGAAUGGAACGUUUUCUACAGAUGUGUGACAGUGCCGAAGAGGGAGUUGAUGGUGACAACGUGAACAUGUCAGUUGUGCAUCCAACCACCCCAGCGCAGUAUUUCCAUUUGCUUCGUAGGCAAAUGAUCCGAAACUUCCGGAAGCCUUUAAUUGUUGUUUCUCCCAAAAUGCUACUCAGAUUUCCUGGGGCAGUGUCAAGUUUUCAAGAAAUGGCCCCAGGGACAACAUUCAAGCCUGUAAUUGGUGAUUUGUCAGUGGAUCCUAACAGCAUCAGCCGAGUGGUGUUCUGUUGUGGCAAGCAUUACUAUGCUUUGCUGAAACAGAGAGAGGCACUAGAAGAGAAGAAGCACAGCACUGCUAUUGUCAGACUAGAAGAACUUUGUCCUUUCCCCCUGGAAGCUCUACAGCAAGAGAUGAACAAAUACAAAAAUGCCAAAGAUUUUAUUUGGAGUCAGGAAGAGCCACAGAACAUGGGUCCCUGGGCCUUUGUGUCACCAAGGUUUGAAAAGCAGUUGGCAUGUAAGCUUCAUCUUGUGAGUAGACCUCCCUUACCAGCUCCGGCAGUGGGCAUUGGAACUCUACACCAGCAGCAACAGGAAGACCUUCUUGCCAAAACUUUUGUCUAAGAUCUUUCUACUUGGAAACCAGUUUCUUACAAUAUUUGUAAAAUUCUCACAAGGAAAAUCCCUUGGCUUUUUCAUCCUAAAAUGGAAGAACAAAUAAAAAACUGCUCUGAAAGGAGCAAAUAGUUCUUUAAAUGUAUGGAUGCAACAAAACCCAUAAUGACCUCAGCCUAUAUAUAUUAUGCAGAGGACAAUUCCCACUGUCCUUUUGUAUUUUUUCAUUAUAUAAAAACAAAACUGCCAUGAGAUCAGUUAGCUGUGAAAUCAAAUGAUUCAUUUAUAAAGCAUUAUCCCACAUAUCAGGACAAAUCCAUAGUUCUUUGGUAUUCAGUUGUGGGAAGUUGUCCCUUAACUUUUAAUUUAAAAGUUUAAGAAUGGAGUAAUGACUUCAAUUAUGGCAUUUCUGUAACAAUAAAGUAUUUCCAUUGGUCUUUGAGAACCACAUUUAAUGCCUUUCUCUCUGUGAGUGGGCACAGAUGGGGAAAAAUACUACCACAGGUGGGUUCCCUGUUGGAAAAUUUCAAUGGAGAACUGAAUGAGUCAUAAACGCCACUAUCUUCUCACUCCUGUGCAAUACCUGUAUGACACAGUUGAAGCACAAUGGCAUGGCAGUGCUGGCUGCCUGUGGUGUUUGAGGAUAAACUGAGAGCUCUAGCCUCCAGGACUGUCAAACCUAUGACUUUCUUUUUAAAAUGGAUGAGUGUUUUUUGUUGUUGUUUGAAUUAGCCAUUGAUUCCUCAGUUGGGAUGUAUCACAAUGGCUGCUCACUUUGUUCAUCUCUGUUGCUCAAAUCCCAGCUCUUGAAUAGGACAUCAGACAUCAUUUAGUGCAUGUAUUGCUGUAAUGCAGUACAGAUUUUUCACCCUGUAUUUCCAUUUCCAAGCCCUUGUCUGUGCUGGAUUCUGCAAUUACUGCAAUCUGAGAUAACAGAUCUCUAAUGUUCAGCUGUCAGGUCUCAGUGGAGGAGAAAUGCUACUGCAGUGCAUUAAUUUACUUGGUUUUUUUGAGAGAGACUUGAAUGGGGGAAGUACAUGCAAUGUAAGAUAAGUAAUCCAACAUACAUUUGAUAUGUAGCAUUUGGAAUGUUAAAUACAGCAAUUCUUUUUUAAA